GUCAUAUUUCCGGCAUUUUGAAGAAACGUGUUAAACGUGAAGUGUUUUUGUCUUAUUUUGUUUGUGGGACACUGGAAAUGAAGUUAUCUUUAGCAUCAAUCAUGUUUGUUGCGUUCUUGACUACCAUCAAGCCUGAUCUAGGUGAAGGUGUACUAACCAUUGACUGUAUGGGUCCGGGAAUCAUGGGGCAGGAGGUAACAUUAAAGUGUUAUGGAAAUUUUAAAUUUGGACCAUGGUGGGUUCGAAAAGAUGGUCUAGAAGUAAGUGGGUGUCAUGACCUGGCCAGAGAUUGGUGUUUCAGUAUAAGCGGAUACAAAGGUGACAAUUUUGCUGUAAAAGAAGACACUUUGACAAUAUUUUCCUUCCGUCCAAUGGAUGUUGGUGAGUGGACAUGCAAAGAUGGACAGCAUGACAGACGAGGUGUUACAUGUUGGAAGAAAGCUUCAAAAGCUGAGGGAGAUGGUUCUGCACAUGCUCCAGCAAUGUCAGAUAAUGCAGAGCGCGUGACUGGUCUUAGUGCUGGUGCUAUAUCAGGAAUUGUGGUCGCUGUCUCACUGGUUGGUGCAGCAUCUGUGGGUUGGAUAGUUUACAGGAGUAAAAAUCAAAGGAAACAAAACGAAGACGAGCAGAUGGAACGUACAACUACAGACAUCGAAAACGUAGCCGAAAAUCCUGGCCUCAUCCCUAACUAGUGUCCGAAUAUGGAACACAAAAGGAUGCUAACAGUAGAACUCCGCAGUGUUUAUGUUUCGUAUAUCACUAAGCAAGCUAAGAUUAAGUUAAGAUGGUUUACGUUUUGUUUUGUUUUUUAUUGUUAUAUAUUAUGAUACCGAUGUGCGACUAGUAUGUUUAUCUUUUCUCGUUUCUUUAAAUGAAAUUGUAGUUCAAGGGGCCAGCGUACGCUUCUUCUUUUUUUGAAAAUUAAAAAUGUCGAUCAACAUUUUUCAUUUGGGGAUGUACACUUUUUUUGGGGGGAAGGGGGGUGGUCAAAAGUGUACGGUUUGUACGCUCGUGAAAAUGUUGAAAAUUAUGGACGGCCCCUUACACACCCGUUGGUGAGAACACAUUUUGUUAUUUAUGAUAACACAUACUUGUUUACUUACGUACGUGAGUUAACAAAUUCAAGAAAUAGAACUGGCUGCUCCUAGGUGAUUACCAGGUCACCAAUGUCAUACGUCCAAUACAAAUAAAAAAACACACACAAACCACCAACAACAACACCAAAAGCACCUGUGCGAUGGAAAUCGAUUACACUGUGACGUAUUGUUAACCUGACAAUCAUGUGUCUAUGACGCGUACUUCAGCUACAAUUGCAACGGCUGUCAAUAACUUUUACUCGAAAAAGAUAUUAAAAUGUGCUUAAAUCCUGGCUUUUGAGGAUAUGUAAGAAAUAUAGUAAUACAUUCGUGUCCUUUAGAUAUCAUUUAUCUCACAAUUGGUAUAUAACGGACACGACUGUAUUAUUCUCUUUGUAAUGCUAAUCUACUGCCCACGUGAGCACCAUACAGUGUAAUAAGCACAACGAAAUAGUGGAGACUUUCCAGAUGGCUCGUCCUCUGGAUGUUUCGUCCACUGUACAAUUCGUCCACCCACCUCGGACAAUUUGUCCACUCGAUUACAACAUUUAGACCAGUAAAUCAAUCUCUCUCUCUCUCUCUCUCUCUCUCUCUCUCUCUCUCUCUCUCUCUCUCUCUCUCUCUCUCUCUCUCUCUCUCUCUCUCUCUCUCUCUCUCUCUCUCUGUGUGUGUUCUGUGUGUGUGUGUGUGUGUGUGUGUGUGUGUGUGUGUUAGGUUAGGUUAGAUUAGGUUACAAUCUGCAGUUCUCUGUGUCGAUAUUCCACUAAAAACAAAAAGUGUCCGUACAUUUAUUUAGUCCGUGGACGUAAUAUACGGUAAAUAACUAAUACAAGUAUAAUACACGAAUCGUCUCCAGUUCAACAGUGGACGAAACGUCCAGAGGACGAAUCAUCUGCAUCCCUAGUGUAGGUAGACCAGUGACUUAAGCUUAUCCACCACUGGUAAAGCGAUCGCUUGAUGCGCGGUCGGUUUGGGAUCGAACCCCGUCGGUGGACCCAUUGGGCUAUUAAUGUUCUCCUUCCGUCCAGGGCACCAC
Messenger RNA from Gigantopelta aegis, 2112 nucleotides. RefSeq lists its product as uncharacterized. Bases 78 to 692 code for a protein of 204 amino acids. The record is from RefSeq and is a predicted model, not a curated record. NCBI's taxonomy places the organism in Eukaryota, Metazoa, Mollusca, Gastropoda, Neomphalida, Peltospiridae. The transcript has 6 exons.